Oikopleura dioica is the source of this 249-nucleotide messenger RNA. NCBI's taxonomy places the organism in Eukaryota, Metazoa, Chordata, Appendicularia, Copelata, Oikopleuridae. The record is from the annotation of a GenBank genome assembly.
AUGGAAGCAGAUUUUCAAGAAAUAAAAGACUUAAAAAUGGAAGUAAACGAAAUGCAAGAAGACAUGGACCUGCUAUCUGAACGAUUUUCAUGCGGAAUCUGCUGCAAUAGUUUUGCUGAAGUCAGUCCGGUCACACUCUCCCGCUGCAAUCACGUCUUCUGUCAAUUCUGCAUUGAAAAAGUCACCGAAUGUCCUGCAUGCCGGAAACCAAUUUACUACGGCUCUACCAAGCCGCUCUACUUCGUCUAA